Messenger RNA from Glycine soja, 2083 nucleotides. RefSeq names its product scarecrow-like protein 15. Bases 168 to 1739 code for a protein of 523 amino acids. The record is from RefSeq and is a predicted model, not a curated record. The transcript has a single exon. Gene Ontology annotation, biological process: regulation of DNA-templated transcription. Gene Ontology annotation, cellular component: nucleus. Gene Ontology annotation, molecular function: sequence-specific DNA binding; DNA-binding transcription factor activity. NCBI's taxonomy places the organism in Eukaryota, Viridiplantae, Streptophyta, Magnoliopsida, Fabales, Fabaceae.
GCAAAGAUAAAAAGGCAACGAUCAUAGCAAACAAAAGCCCCCCUCUCAGUCUCCUCAUCCACUUUCCCGAAGGAAAUUAAAGAACAGAACAAACAACUCUAUUCGGAAAGAAAGCCAAAAACAAAGGCAUCCCACCACACCAGAGCUUUUAAUUUUCAUUCCUAGCGAUGAGAGUUCCCUCAUCCCCACAAGCUAGCAACAACCAUGUCCUCCACACAAACAACAACCCUAACACCUUCACCUACGAACCCACCUCGGUCCUCGACCUAUGCCGGAGCCCAAGCCCCGAAAAGAAGCUCACUGUUCCCAAGCCAGAACCACAACACAACAACCAGCUAGACCUGGAUGAUCAUGUUUUGCCUAAUUCUGAUUGGUGGGAGUCCAUCAUGAAGGACUUAACCCUACCCGAAGACUCUCCCACUCCCCUUUUGAAAACCAAUCCAUCAUGCAUCCCUGAUUUCCCACCUUCUUCUCAAGACCCAUCCUUUGAUCACCCCACUCCUGACUUCACCUCUCUCUCCGAAAUCUACAACCAAAACAUCCCCUUCAAUUACCCCUCCAACACUUUAGAACCUUCCUUUCAUGACCUUAACCAUAGCCUCCACCCCCACAACAACAACUGGGACUUCAUCGAAGAGUUUAUCCGCGCCGCCGAUUGCUACGACAGCAGCCACUUCCAGCUGGCUCAAGCCAUACUUGAGCGGCUCAACAACCGGCUUCUUCGCUCGCCCAUGGGUAAGCCGCUCCACCGAGCCGCGUUUCACUUCAAAGACGCCCUUCAGUCCAUUCUAUCCGGUUCGAACCGGAACGGAAACGGUUCGAACCUCCUUUCCUCCAUGGCGGAGAUUGUUCAGACAAUUAAAACGUACAAGGCCUUUUCGGGAAUUUCACCCAUCCCAAUGUUCUCCAUCUUCACCACCAAUCAAGCCCUACUUGAAACCCUAAAUGGAUCUUCAUUUGUCCACGUUAUCGAUUUCGAGAUUGGGCUUGGAAUUCAAUACGCUUCUCUUAUGAAAGAGAUUGCUGAGAAGGCCGGUCCCGGAACCGCGCCGCUCCUUCGCAUCACCGCCGUCGUGCCGGAGGAGUACGCCGUCGAGAGCCGCCUGGUCCGCCAGAAUCUCAACCAGUUCGCGCAGGAUCUAGGGAUCAGCGCGCAGGUGGACUUCGUGCCGCUUCGGACCUUUGAGACGGUGUCGUUCAAGGCCGUGAGGUUCAUCGACGGCGAGAAGAUCGCCGUGUUGUUGUCGCCAACGAUUUUCAGCCGCCUCGGAGGCAACGGAGGCAGUGUCGGCGCGUUCCUCGCCGACGUGAGGAGGAUGGCUCCAGGAGUGGUGGUGUUCGUGGACGGUGAGGGGUGGACGGAGGCGGCGGCGGCGGCUUCGUUCCGGCGUGGCGUGGUGAGCAGUCUGGAGUUUUAUUCCAUGAUGCUGGAGUCGCUGGACGCGUCAGUGGCUUCUGGGGGAGGCGGCGAGUGGGUGAGGAGGAUCGAGAUGCUGCUGCUGCGGCCGAAGAUCUUCGCCGCGGUGGAAGGCGCACGGCGGAGGACUCCGCCGUGGAGGGAGGCGUUUUACGGCGCCGGAAUGAGGCCGGUGCAGUUGAGCCAGUUCGCGGAUUAUCAGGCAGAGUGUUUGCUUGCCAAGGUGCAAAUCAGAGGCUUCCACGUGGACAAACGACAUGCUGAGCUGGUGCUCUGCUGGCACGAACGAGCCAUGGUUUCCACGUCAGCAUGGCGGUGUUAGCAUAUUAUAUAGAAGAGAAGACAAGAGAAGUGAUGUAUUAAUCUAAUGACACCUUAAACCUGCUUAUGUGAACUUUAUUAUCAAGUUCACUUUUGACAAAGAAUGUAGUUUAACUUUAAUUUAGUUUUUUUUUUAAUUAUUAUGGAAAAUUACAAAAAGAAAAAAACUGGAAAGUACAUAAAAACUUGUAUUUUUUCCAGACUUUUUUGUUUUAUGUAAUGUAGAUAAAUUGUGGGGGUGUCUGUAUUUAAUUUGUUUGAGAAGAGUUACCAUGUAAUGCUGGAUAUAUACAUCUGGCUUUUCAAUCAAAGUAUUUGGGAAAUGAAUACUUCUAUAUAUCUUUA